Molecule: messenger RNA, 965 nt
Organism: Scophthalmus maximus (turbot)
Lineage: Eukaryota; Metazoa; Chordata; Actinopteri; Pleuronectiformes; Scophthalmidae
Product: ubiquitin-conjugating enzyme E2 E1
Exons: 6
Coding region: 323-907 (194 amino acids)
Biological process (GO): protein polyubiquitination
Cellular component (GO): nucleus
Molecular function (GO): ubiquitin conjugating enzyme activity
Source: RefSeq, a predicted model, not a curated record
CAAACGAGACGGCGGCGGCGGCGGAAAACGGGCCCCGGCUAUGUGAUGGAGCGGAGUGUUUCCCGGCCAACUUUUUGGGGGUUCUAAUGUCUCCAUGUCGCAUUUGCCGUAGAGACAUACAUCCGUGUACGGUCGGCUUUCAAUACACGCAGCCGCUGCGUUGUGUUAUAACAACAACAACAACAACAACAGACACAACCGACGUCUACGUGUGUAUCAAGGUUUGUCGCCCGGUCGCUCGCUCACUCGAGGAGGAUGCUUAGCGAGCAGGUUCCCCCAGCUACGCCGGCCCAGGUUCCGGCUCUUCUUCAUACAAACCGGUAUGUCGGAUGAGGAUUCCCGUGCCAGCACAAGCUCUUCCUCGUCACCACCUUCCUCCAGCCAGACCAGACAGCGGGACACACCUUGCAAGAAGAAACGGGAGAGCAAAGCCAGCAUGAGCAAGACCUCCAAGCUGCUUUCCACCAGCGCCAAAAGGAUUCAGAAAGAGCUGGCUGACAUUACACUGGACCCUCCACCAAACUGCAGUGCUGGCCCGAAAGGAGACAACAUCUAUGAGUGGAGGUCGACCAUCCUGGGACCACCGGGCUCCGUGUACGAGGGAGGGGUCUUCUUCCUGGACAUUGCCUUCACACCUGACUACCCCUUCAAGCCCCCCAAGGUGACAUUUCGUACGAGGAUCUACCACUGCAACAUCAACAGUCAGGGUGUAAUCUGUCUGGACAUCCUGAAGGACAACUGGAGCCCCGCCCUCACCAUCUCCAAGGUGCUGCUGUCCAUCUGCUCCCUGCUCACAGACUGUAACCCAGCCGAUCCCCUGGUGGGAAGCAUUGCCACCCAGUACACGACUAACAGAGCGGAACAUGACCGAACAGCCAAACAGUGGACAAAGCGAUACGCCACAUAAACCCACAGAGGACGGCGGUGGGACCGGGGCUGCUCUGUGUCGGGGAGGGUGGGGGGGG